Artibeus jamaicensis (Jamaican fruit-eating bat) is the source of this 6395-nucleotide messenger RNA. RefSeq names its product tubulin polymerization promoting protein (gene TPPP). NCBI's taxonomy places the organism in Eukaryota, Metazoa, Chordata, Mammalia, Chiroptera, Phyllostomidae. The transcript has 4 exons. Gene Ontology annotation, molecular function: tubulin binding. The record is from RefSeq and is a predicted model, not a curated record. Gene Ontology annotation, cellular component: microtubule. Gene Ontology annotation, biological process: positive regulation of protein polymerization; microtubule bundle formation; microtubule polymerization. Bases 1159 to 1824 code for a protein of 221 amino acids.
CCCCUUCCAGGGCUGCCUGUGGACUCGGGGCCUCCUGCACCCUCUCCAAGGUUAGCUGAAGGUUCCUGAUCUACAAGCUGCUUGAAAAGUGUGUCAGAGCCACCGAGCGUGUCCGUCUGCCCCCAUCUUCAGCUCCUGGCCCCUUGGGGCCAUGGUGUGGGUAUAGAAGUCCUGGUUGGAAGGGUUUUUCUUCACAACAUUUAAUGCACGGUCCCUUUUCUCCCGGUGCCCAGGACAGCAGACAGACCAAUGCAGCCUGACCGAAUUUUCUCCGCUCUUUCCCCUUCCACCCACUCACCGACAUGGGGGGUUUCAGUGGGAGUCAGGGCAGCACUGGUGGAGACGCUGCAUGCAGAGCAGCCCCCAUGCCAGUGCCUUUGUGUGGCUCCAGGCUCCCCUCGUGCUUCCCCUGCAACCUGUCUAAAUGGACACUAACUGCCAUCUUACCUGCCUUAAUUUCUCCCCGGUGCACCUCUUACUGCUCGAAGCCAUCCCAUUUCCCUGUUUGUUUACUUGUUUAUUGCCUGUGUCCAGUUGGAAGGUAAAGCUCAUGACAACAGAACUUUUUCACGUCUUGUUCAGUCCUUUACUGGACUGUGGGGCAGACCUCCCGGCAGUGAGUCUUGCUGUGGUUCCCCCAGAGUGCUCGCUCAGCCCGACGCUGACAAAGCCUUGGGGAGGAGCCCCGCCUUGCUAUAAAAUAGUGCUUCUAGGAAAUCUGCAAAACACAGAAAAGCACAAGAAGGAUGACCCAUAGUUCUGACACCCUGGACAGCCAUCCCUGAUGUCACUCAGGUAUUUUCCUCUCAUGAGAUGCUGUUUCCUGGGCAACGGAACCUGCACUGAGUUGGAAGCAUCAUAAGAGGUUUCCUUCUUCUUGACCAAGUUGAACAGACAUGCACAUUCUCCAAAAUCGGCUCAUGCUCCUAGUAACUUCUUAGCUACUUUUCCUUCCUGGGCACCGAGGGCUGAAGAGAUGCCAUGUAAACACACUCAGCCGAUCCUGAAACAAGAUCCUUUUUCAGACAAAGAAAUGGUGUCAGCAAUAAACCUGAAAGCGAUUCUGCCGACACCUGACUCCUCUUCACCUUGGUGCUGGGUCCCUUGGAGAGAUAGCACUCCCUGCUCCACACCUGCACCCUGCAGGAAGCCAGAAACAUGGCCGACAGCAAGGCCAAGCCUGUCAAGGCCGCCAACAAGACACCGCCCAAGUCCCCAGGGGACCCUGCAAAGGACAAGGCAGCUAAGAGGCUGUCACUGGAGUCAGAAGGUGCCAACGAGGGGGCAGCUGCCACGGCCCCAGAGCUUAGUGCCCUAGAGGAGGCCUUCCGGCGGUUUGCGGUGCACGGGGACACCAGGGCCACUGGGAAGGAGAUGCACGGCAAGAACUGGUCGAAACUGUGCAAGGACUGCCAGGUGAUCGACGGGAAGAACGUGACCGUCACUGACGUGGACAUUGUGUUCAGCAAAAUCAAAGGGAAGUCCUGCCGGACCAUCACGUUUGAGCAGUUCAAGGAGGCGCUGGAGGAGCUCUCCAAGAAGAGAUUCAAGGAUAAGAGCAGUGAGGAGGCCGUCCAAGAGGUGCACAGGCUCAUUGAGGGCAAGUCCCCCAUCAUCUCGGGGGUGACGAAAGCCAUCUCCUCGCCCACUGUGUCUCGGCUCACAGACACAAGCAAGUUCACAGGCUCCCACAAGGAGCGCUUCGACCCGUCUGGCAGGGGCAAGGGCAAAGCCGGCCGCGUGGACCUGGUGGACGAGUCGGGCUAUGUGCCAGGCUACAAGCACGCAGGCACCUACGACCAGAAGGUGCAGGGGGGCAAGUAGCCAGUCCCUGGGGACAGGGCCUUCCUCCGUUUCUGGCCCCACAUCACCUCACACUUCUUUACAUUCCCGGGCUCACUGGGGCAGAACUCAAGACGCCGGGGCGGGGUGGCGGCGGGGGACUCCCAGGCCUCUCUCCUGCCAGUGCCCCCGGCGUGCUCCUCUCCUACCCCAGGUGUGGCCCCUGAACUCACUGACCUUUGUCUAAUGCACCUGCCUCGGCCCAUGUUGGAUGGUCAUUUUCAAAGUGUCUCCAGGACCAGAUCACACAGGCGACCUGAUUUGCAGGCGAAAGGAAUGUUUUAAAGGAGCAGGUGGCCCAGACCCUGUCGGAGGUGGUGCUAACCUCCUGACCGGCAGACCCUCCCAGGAGCCACGCAGGCAACACAUACUAACGCACUAAUCAGCAUCACCAGCGAGAUGAGGCAAACCUCAAACAGGACAUAGCAGCGUCUGCGAGGGCUCCAUGCAGGUGUGCAACACACAAGUGCAUGCUUGCACAUGUACACGCACUCGUGCACACACAUACACUCAUGCACUCAUAGGCAUACAUACUCAUGCACACACAUCUGCUUACACACAUGCGUACACCGGCCUAUGGACCAGGUCUGUGCUGAGGGCAGUCAUGUAAGCGAAGGCUGGUGUAUAAAGGAAAGUGAGCCAGGAAAGGAGUGCUCCUCGGUAGACCAAAGGAAAGUGACUUGAAGUGUGAAGUUACAUGUUCUUAAAAUGGAAACCAAGGAUGGGUCAUUUUGUUUUGCUUUUUAAAGAAAAGAAGAAAAAGUGACUGUGUUUAUUCUCAGAAUGGCGCAAGGAAGAUUCAGAAUACCCUGUUUCUAUGGCCUCUCUCCUCCGUCUCUGCAUCUCCCGGUGGCAAGACCCUGUUGGCCCCAAGGCCCCCCUGCAGGCAGGUGUGUGACAGGCCCCUUCUGCCUGUCCCCCUGAAAUCGGGGCCUUGAGGCUGCAUGUCGACCUGGCUACUUCCUCUCUGCUCACAGUGCAGCAUAAAUCUCUGCAGCUCUAGCCUCUGACGUCAAUCCCCACAUUUCUGGGCUCUCCCAACCCCAGAGUGUAGGAAACCUCAUGACAAAACCAGGCCACGGAGGCCCCCCGAGGCCCACAGCAUUUGCUUUCACGGUAGCCACGGGGUGACACUCCAUUUGCAUAAACACAACUGUAGCAUGGCCCAUGACCUGGAGGGCCAUGUGGUCCUAGAGCUGGUCCGUGGAAAAGCACACGACGGCCUGAGGAAAAUGCUUCCUGGAACCUAGCUGCCACAGCCACUGUUUGCUCUGCAGCCCUUUCCUGGACACCUGGCCUGGCCUAGCACAGGCAGUUGAAACACGGACCAGCACCGCUGUGGCAUACUCGCUGGUCACCGCUGGGGCCAGGGAAGGCCCCCACUGCUGGCUGAGGGCCAGCGCUCCCAGCUGACACUGCCCCUCUGAAGCGACCGUGUCUCUGCCAGGCCCCUCACAGGCAGUCUCAUUCUGGGGUUCUGGGGCUCACAGCAUGUGGCAUUAGAACCUUAGAGACAAGGGAGCACAGGCUCUGUCAUUUUUUAGGGCUAAUCUCACUAUUGCCUGGAAAGUUUCUAACUUAGGGAUCCUAAGCUGCCAAGCUAGGCCACUUCAAGGUGGGGAAACUGAGGGCCAAGGACUGGGGCAAAUGCCGACAGGAUGCCAGACCCCCACCCCGGGCCUCCCUCUCCUCCGCCAGGCCGGACCUUUGUGUGAAACCCAAAGGUAAGAGCAGCCUGUGGGAAACACAUCAGAAGACAACUGGACAAGCAAAGCGCUUCCUGACAAGUCAGUCACAGCCCUAGUUCCAGCGCCUGUGGGGUUUUCACCAGUGGCCACAGAAGAGGGUUUCUGCCCAGGCCCGGAGGCACUGCCGAGGAGCAACGCCCGCCACCAGGGGCUGUGGGCCCCUUGGUCUGAGGCUGCUUUUCUCCUGCUCAUUGAAGAGCCCAGUCCCUGUUGUCCCAGACGCGGGAGUCCAGCAGAAGGUCAGUUACUACAGCAUGCUGUGGUACAGCGUACGUGCUGGCGAAAGCCGAGGAACAGGGUCCCCAUGCCACAACCCAUAGAGAGAGAAAUGUCACCUGGGGCUGCCGUGGACGUGAGCCCUUCCCACCCCUCCUUGCCUGCUGGACCCUGGAGAGAGGUGCCUGACACCGGAACAUGGCCUCCUGUCCCCCAGAUGGUCUUCAGGCAAGAACAGCCACCACACAAAGGUUCCGACCCCAGCUGAGGGCACAACUGCCAGGAGCAUGCCGGGAAAGUUGGGUCUAAGCAAAAGAAACAGGACGAGUGCCCUGCCACGGCCCCCACGGUCAGCAGCUUCCUCCCACGGCGCCCACCCCAGAACUGGAGCUCCCCCCUCUACCCAGGAGGCAGGCCCGGCCUGUGGAGCACCGGUGCCACCCACCUCAGGCCAGUGGAGGUGAGCUACUUGAUAAGAGGAAAUAGGUGGAGCUACUUGUCCGCUUCUGAGGAAAAUUUCAAAAUGCUCUGCUAAUCCUGAUAGCAGCAGCUGCUCUUUGGGUUUUAUGAAUGAAAUCAAGUGCACACAGCUGCUCUCUCUUGGUGGCCCUCCCCGUCCCAGUCCAGCCGAGCUCAGGAGGCAUGGCCGUGCCCUGGGCCCCACUCCCUCGACACGCCAGGUCCAGGAGCCUGGUCUCCCUGGCCACAGAGGUUCUGCGGUGUCCCUGCGCUCCCUGCCCGUCCCCCAGCUUCGUCAGACACAUACACACAGGCCAGGACACACCUUUGUCCACUCAGAGUAUAGCUCUGAAAACCCUAGCUCCCCUUUCUGUUAGAGGAGGAGGGGGAAGGGGUAAAAUUAAGUCAUAAGGACUUAGGAGUCACCAUUCUGUCCAUUUAAAGUCAUCCAGUGAAUGCUUCAUUGCAUCUGUGUGUAGCCUCUGAACAUCCACGAUCCUGGCCUCCAACUUCACUGCACAAAACACACACACAUGCAUGUCCAUCCCUUCAUUGGGUUCUGAACAUUGCGAACACGUAGGCAGAGUGUGUGUCUGUGCUGCAUGUUUGUAUGCAACGCCCGUCAGCUCCUACUAACCAUGGUUAAGUACAAAUUAGGCGUCUAUCUGUGAACAAAAGAAACUGCACAGCAGGUACCCCAGGAGGCAGGAUGCAUUCUGAGGGGGACAGUGCUGACGGUGUCUGAACACCAGGAGGGAACAGUAGAAGGCGUGCGCUCGAAGACACCGAUCAUACCAGAACACGUAUUUAUUUCUAUUUAACGCAACUAGGCAGUGGUCAGGAACAGAGUUAACUACCAAAAUUGAAGUUCAAAAUUACGUAAGUUUAAAGUAUUAUAGCAAGGUAUAUAUUUAUACUGGAGUAUUUUUACACCUUUAAUAUUCUUGGGCUUGAGUUUUGAAACAGAUGAAAAUUGGAGCAGGUGCCGGUCUGCUGGGGGAAGGCCUGCAGCGGCUUCCGCUGGCAUCGCUAGCUGCCCAUAUGUGCUCUUGGCCUCCAAGUCCCAGUGGACGAGCUCCAGGCAGGCCACGUGGCCACCUGACCCUCUCAGUGGACAGCACCUGCUACAGCAGGCAGAGGCUCACCUUCCUGACACGAGCCAGUACAAUCGCUUGUUUCUGUGAAUCAAGUUUUAACGGCACAGGCCACGCCCUGCUUGUGUGCUGUCCCUGGCUGCUCUUGCAGCGACACUGGCGGUGGGGAGUUGACGGACUCCAUGGCCCAUGAAGCCUAAAAUAUUCACCAUUUGGCCCUUGAUGGGAGCUCUCGAGGGCCCACCUGGGAUCAUUUCAUCCUGGGUACUCAUACACAAGCUGCCUACUUCCCUGUCCUGCAGCAUACGCCACACUGGGACACCCUGUUGUCACCUGUUCAAUACAGUCCAGGUUGACAAUUUAGUUGUACUGUGAAAUUACCCAUAGGCUAGAACGUCCAUAAAACAAUGACCCUGAAUAGUUUCCUUUCACUGACUUACCACUAAAUGCUCUGUGAAUCUGGUGGCUCAGGGGCCUGGCCUUCAUUAAGGGGCACGUGGGGCGUGUGGCCAGGGUGGUGGUGUGCCAGGCCAUGGUCACUGUGCUGGAGAUGCUUCGGUUAACUCUCUCUCCUCCUUUAGACUUUGAAAAAGCAAACCAAGCCAAACAAAGGAGACCCACACAACUUAAAAAUAAACUUGAAAGGGAUCAUAUACUACUAGUUUGUACUAAGUUUUUUUCAGGAAAGGGAAAUAAAUUUAUAUAUACAUGCAAUAUAUUUUUACACUGUCUCAUUCAUGUUAGAGAGUACUGAGUGUAUCACUUUAUCAGAGUGAUGGGUACAGUGAUGUCAAUGUCAUGGGUGUUCUGACUUGGAAAGUCUAAACUGCACUCAGUAGGGAUGUCCGUGGGGCUGGGGGGCCUGCUCUCCCUCCGGUGGAGUGUGAGGCUCAGAGUCACCUGUCAGGUCACUGUCAAGGCCUGGCCUGUAAACCUUUAGUGAAACAGCUCAUGUCUGUCUGCACAUUGCUCCUCAUGUGUUCGCUGUUAUUAACAUUGUGUGUCAAAAGUGAUAAAUAAAGUGUUAAAUUGUGGA